AUGACCCCAUCGUCAUUGUUGAUCUCAUCGGUGAUCGAUGUCACGUUUAUCGUUGACAUUCUUAUCAAUUUUCGUACGACGUAUGUCAACAGCAAUGACGAGGUCGUGUCACAUCCUGGUAAAAUCGCCGUCCAUUAUUUCAAAGGAUGGUUCGUCAUUGAUUUGGUCGCUGCGAUUCCUUUCGAUCUUUUACUUGUCGGUUCCGACACUGACGAGUUGCCCACAAGUGUGUCGACUGUGUCGAGUAUCGACAAAACGACGACGCUUAUAGGAUUGUUAAAAACGGCGAGAUUGCUCAGAUUGGUACGGGUAGCAAGGAAAAUAGAUAGGUAUUCGGAAUAUGGUGCCGCCGUUUUACUUUUACUAAUGGCGACAUUCGCUCUCAUCGCUCAUUGGUUGGCUUGCAUAUGGUAUGCGAUCGCAAAUGCGGAAAGAUCAACUCUCAAGCACAAAGUCGGUUGGUUGGACAUACUUGCAAAUGAUACUCAUCAAUUUUACCAACCUAACAACACUGGCGGUCCUUCAAUAAAGUCCAAGUACAUAACAGCUUUAUAUUUCACAUUCUCCAGUCUCACGUCUGUCGGAUUUGGCAACGUCGCACCAAAUACGGACACGGAAAAAAUUUUCACAAUAUGCGUCAUGUUGGCCGGAUCACUCAUGUAUGCCAGCAUAUUCGGUAACGUGUCGGCCAUAAUUCAACGUUUGUAUUCCGGUACGGCGAGGUAUCACACUCAAAUGCUUAGAGUGAGAGAAUUCAUAAGGUUUCAUCAAAUUCCAAAUCCGUUGAGACAAAGACUGGAGGAAUAUUUUCAGCAUGCUUGGACGUACACGAACGGCAUCGACAUGAAUUCGGUUCUCAAAGGUUUUCCGGAGUGUUUACAAGCGGAUAUAUGCUUACAUUUAAAUCGAAACCUUUUGGCAAAUUGUUCAGCUUUCGACGGAGCAUCGCCGGGUUGUCUAAGAGCAUUGUCGUUAAAAUUCAAAACAACUCACGCUCCACCCGGUGACACGUUGGUGCACAAAGGUGACGUUCUCACGCAUCUACAUUUCAUAAGCAGAGGGUCUAUCGAAAUACUAAAGGAUGACAUAGUCAUGGCGAUACUCGGUAAAGAUGACAUUUUCGGUGAAAAUCCUUGCGUGUAUUCGACGAUUGGUAAAAGUUCAUCGAACGUUCGAGCACUCACGUAUUGCGAUCUUCACAGGAUACACCGGGAUGAUCUUUUGGAAGUUCUUUCACUCUAUCCGGAAUUUUAUCAUUCUUUUUCUAGAAAUUUAGAAAUCACGUUCAACAUGAGAGACGUAAGUGUUGUUGUUGUUGGUUGUUGUUUGUCGUAA
Messenger RNA from Pediculus humanus corporis (human body louse), 1335 nucleotides. RefSeq names its product voltage-activated ion channel, putative. The coding region runs from base 1 to 1335 and encodes 444 amino acids. Gene Ontology annotation, molecular function: inward rectifier potassium channel activity. Gene Ontology annotation, biological process: membrane repolarization during action potential; potassium ion transmembrane transport. The record is from RefSeq and is a predicted model, not a curated record. Gene Ontology annotation, cellular component: membrane. The transcript has 11 exons. NCBI's taxonomy places the organism in Eukaryota, Metazoa, Arthropoda, Insecta, Psocodea, Pediculidae.